UUGUAACAGUUCGAUCGUCGAUCGUUUCUUUAUAAACGUAUUUUUUUUUCGAAUUUAAAGUUGGUAAUUUGAAAAAAAAGUAACUUUUAUCGAAUAGGCUACGUUUUAUCUGAAUACUUUCGAAUGUGAAUCAUAGGUACACAUCGUAUCUGAAAGAUGACUGAAGAAAUCAUAUUAGUUCGCGAUGAUCAUAAAAUACCCUGGGGAUUUAGAUUGACCGGUGGCAGGGAUUUCAAUAGCCCUUUGACCGUUGUCAGAAUAACUGGUCAAAGUAUAGCGGAAUGUAGAGGAUUAAAAGCAGGAGAUAUUAUUACAGAAAUUAAUGGCCAAAAGACUAAUAAUCUUUGCCAUAACGAAGCUCAACGAUAUAUCGUCGAUGGUGGCAAUUUCUUGAAAUUUAUCGUUCUUAGAGGCAGUAGUCCUGCAAUUCCUCAAGCCUUAACUCCUGUUCGAGGAAUGACUCCAGUAUUACCAGUUUGUAAUUUCGAAAAAAAGAAACCUAGUACAUCGAUCAUUUCAGCCGAAAGUGUUUAUUCUUUAUACGAAGACGAUUCGUUUGAAUUUCUUGACCAAGACCAAAGCGAAGACGAAUAUUCAGAAUUUCACGAACCAACCGAAGAUGAAAUUAACCAGAUGUUAUUAGAGAAUGCUGAAGUCAUCGAAGAAAAAGGCAAAAACGUCAUCGGCGUCAACUUCAAGAGAUUUAUUCCCAAGUGCGAGUUUAUCAAGGAUUCGGCUGUCUUUCAAGUCUUACAAGAAGAACAAGUUCAUAAAGAACUCUCAGAAAAAGAACAGCUCAAGAAAUGUCCGAAUAAAAGAUUUUCAACUUUUUUAGCCCCUCCGGAUAGACCUAUUCCGCAGCCUAAGCCUAAACUCAGUCCUGAAAUUAAAACCGAACAGGCUGAUCAAUCAGAAAAUAUAACAGAAUCUGACGAAAACCGUAGCUCGGAAUUAAACGAUCAAAAUGAACUGACGAACGAAGAAAGUUCUCAAAAUGAAACCGAAUCUGAUGAUCGAAACGAUAAUAUCGAUGAUGAAACUGAAAAUGAGACAGUAGAAAAUGAAACAACGGGAGAUGAAUCAAAUAGUGCUGACAACGAUCUCGUAGAAGGAAAUGUACAACUGCCAAAAACUGAAUUUGAAGUUCAACUAAACCUCAUCAAAAAUACACUCAGUUCUCUGGAGCAAUUGCCAUCUCUAAUACAAUCCCAAUUGGCUGCGAUUCAAAAUCAAAUAACUCAAUUGACUCAGUUGAAGGAUAACUCUUCCUCUAGUAAUGGCCAAGAUGAAGAAACCGACUCCAAAAGUGACACUGAUAUUGCCCAAGAAACUGGCGAAAUUGAUGAAAAUGCCGAACUUCGAGCCGAUUACGACGAAAAUGCGGAAUUCAACGAUGAUUACGAUGAAAACCCCAACGAAAUGGGUCAGCAAGACAGCGACGUUCAAUUCGAAAACACCGAACCAACGUUGACCGAAUCUGAACCUAAUGAGAAUCAUUCUGACGAAGAAACUCGACCAAACAAAUCGAAGAAGAUUUCAGACGAAGAAGAACAUCCUAAACGACGACCUGCCUGUCCUCUGACUCCAUUACCAAGACCAGUUGUGCUGCCCGGGGGUAGAAUCUGGAGAAAACCGAAGGAUGCUUAUAACGAAGAAUUCAUAGCUGAAACUUUAAUAUCGCAGGCAGAAGUAUUAGUUGGAUCAACUGUUGGGGUGAAUUUUCGAAAAUACGAACCACCGAAAUUUGAUCUAUCCAAUUCGGCUGUUUAUAAAUUAGUUCAUAAUAUAGAAACUAAAGAAGCUGGUUUACAAAAUCGUGACACAAUACCUUCGUUACAAGAUUACUACCAGUCUCCGAUAAGCGCUCGACAUUUUUACUGCGCUAAUUUGGCUAACAGAAGAACUGCUAUCGAAGAGGAGGACAGCCAAAAUGAGAACCAACAAGAGAUUUCAUCGUGAAUUAUUAAGGCUCGUUUACACUAUGACAGUGCUGUCGUGAUAGUGCUUUCAUGAAAGUUGUUGAUUUUCACGCUUUCAUAACAGAGGUGUUUACACACAAAGUACACUUUCAUCAACCCUUCAUUCUAACCUAGAGAGCUUCUUUUGUCCUUAAAUCAUAAAAUAUCACCAGAAAUAUGAAAAUACUGAACUUUUAACUUCAUUUCACACUAGCCAUAAUUAUAAAGGUGAGAAAAAAACUCAAAACACCUUCCUCACUUUCACUGUCAUGCUCUACUAUCAUGCAUGCAUGAUAGUGUGACAGUACUGUCACAGUGGGGUGACAGUACAUGACAGUGCAAUUUAUACUGUGAAAGUUGCUGUCAUGACAGCACUUUCAUGACAGUACUGUCAUAGUCUAAACGAGCCUUUAUUCACGUAGGUAAAAAAACAAGCGUUAUACCAAUGAUUAAAAAUUAUACUUAAAUAUUAUUUGUACAAAAAUUAUACCAAAAAAAUACACAAUUCGAUGAAAAACAACUCAA
This is a messenger RNA of Planococcus citri (citrus mealybug), 2483 nucleotides long. Its product is annotated as myb-like protein X. Gene Ontology annotation, molecular function: muscle alpha-actinin binding; actin binding. The transcript has 15 exons. Lineage: Eukaryota; Metazoa; Arthropoda; Insecta; Hemiptera; Pseudococcidae. The coding region runs from base 157 to 1959 and encodes 600 amino acids. The record is from RefSeq and is a predicted model, not a curated record. Gene Ontology annotation, cellular component: adherens junction; filamentous actin; stress fiber. Gene Ontology annotation, biological process: actin cytoskeleton organization; muscle structure development.